AUCUUAAUUAACAAAUCUUCAAAUCAUGGGUCUUUUCUCUUGGUUCAGAGGCAGUCCUAAACAGCAUACCCAACCCGUGUCGAAGCCGACGGAAUCGACUUCCAAUCCAAAACCAGUUCCGGGAAUGAACGGCGCGGUGGAGGUGCCCAUACGCGGGAGUGUGACAGUGUUCGAGUUUGGAACCGCCGAGGCCGCAACCAUGGUUGGGUACUGCCCGGUGUCGGAAGAACUGGAACCUUGUCGGUGGGGUAUUCUGCCGGCCAGUGGAUCCAAUGCUCCGCAGUUUCGCGUUAUCUUUUGAGUGUGGAAAUAAUUAUGAAAGUGUACUCCUUUUAUCUUUUUAUGAAUGAAAAAAGCAUGAACUUGCUUCAAUUUUGUGUUUUGAUUUUCUUGCAUUUUAUUUAAAAAGCAAAUUAAGCUGCUACUUCUUCUGCUACAUCCAUUAUCUUCUCGAAUUCAACUUCCUCUACCGCAAAUUCGUCGUCUUCACUUGCUGUUGCUGCUUCAUCUCCCAAUGUCUUCUCCUGCUUGUGUAACUGUUUCCUCUCCGAGACCCUUCUGUUCCAUUCUUGCUUAUCCAUCUCAAAUCUUAGGCUGUAUACUUUUUUAGGUUUUUGUUUAUGUCCUUCUCUUUCUCUGCACUCAGCAAUGAUGGGGUGAUGCUGGCCUAGGAUGCCAGGGAAACUCCAUGAAUAAUUGAGACUUCUUAGUUCUUACUCAAAUCAUCCCAGUUAGGGAAGAACUAAAAAGACAAUGAGCGUCUUUGGGGUUGAGAUGUUGUUUUGGAAUAUACCUGCCAGAGAUGAUCCAUUGAUAUCUCGUAGAGUAGUCUGCAGUAGAAGGACCAUACAUUAAACCCAUUGUCUAUUCCAUUUACUGAUGUAGCUGAAGUCACAACAUAUCUUCCUGUACGAUCUCACUUAAUAUUUGAUACCAUAUAAUGCUCAGCCAUUGAUGUGGUGUUCUGCAGCUCAUACGCAUCAUAACAUUCCAGUUGUCCAUUGAAGCCGGAUGAUCUUGCAAAGAUUGUGAAACAUCUGGCAGGUGACCAGUGAAGAGCACUAACUUCUCUGCCUUCAGUGGUUGUCAGCUUGCAAAGAUUGUUCCCUAAGGAGUAGAUGCUGAUAUCAAGUCUCCGCUCAUCUCCAUGGAUAACGGAAAACUUACGUCCUUUUGGUUCCCAAGCAAAUGACAUGAUCUUUGUUAGUCUUGUUAUCCAGCUCCAAAGUGUCCACAGGAAUGUCUUGCUUUCUCACACACAAAAUGUCCAACCGAGAAGUGUUUC
This is a messenger RNA of Rubroshorea leprosula, 1285 nucleotides long. Lineage: Eukaryota; Viridiplantae; Streptophyta; Magnoliopsida; Malvales; Dipterocarpaceae. The record is from the annotation of a GenBank genome assembly.